UACGCCUCAUUGUAGAAAAACCAGUUGAUCUUGAAAUCUCUUUCCGGGAUCCUGUUUGCACAUGAUUUUUGUGUGCACCUGUUUUUUUCCGACAGAUUCAAACACUUUAGAUCUGCUGAUCGAAGCAAAAAGAAGAUACAGUAUUAUAAACAUAAUUGUCUGACAGAACAAUGGCAGCUCUGUCAUUUUCCAACGUGCUCACUACAACAGAUCCACAGAAGAAUGCUGUGCUUAUCGUGGGGCAGGCUAAAAACCUCGCACUGGCUUCGUAUAAUCAAGUGAGAUCAAAACUUGAACCCAGAGUGAAUGAAGAGACAUACAACACAGCUGUUCUUGGUCUACAUCCAUCGCCUACUGAUUCCUGUUCGCUGUGGUUGAACAAUGCGACAGUGGCAGCACUUCCACCCAAAUGCAGCCGACAUAACACCCCGUCUCGGUGUCACUCCCUCACCAAAGUCAUCAAGAGUUGCCUCGUCGGAGGAGAAGAGAGCAUUGUGAUUAUAUGUGAACGCAGUGAUGUCUAUGCUUCAGCUUGCGCGGUUGCCAGGGCCCUGCCUCUGUAUUCAGCCAAGUCACAACAGACUCAGUCCAAGCGCAAUAUAACUGUGGAGUUUGUGCUUGUGGGACUUGAUGCUGAUGUUCCCCUCUCCGAAGACGACAUGAAGUGUUUGGACACCGCGGCUCAGGCUGUGAGACUUGCUGCCAAAAUCGUUGAUAUGCCCUGUGCCAACAUGCACACUGACGCGUUUGUGGCUGAAAUAAAGAGAAUUGGUCAAGAACUGAAGAUUGAUGCAGUAGUCAUACAGGGAGAAGAUUUGAAUCAAAAGGGAUUUGGGGGUAUCUAUGGGGUUGGCAAGGCUGCAACGCGUCCCCCUGCCCUGGCUGUUUUGAGUCACCGCCCUGCUGGAGCCACCAGGAACAUCGCCUGGGUCGGGAAAGGGAUCGUCUUUGACACCGGUGGACUCUGCAUCAAAUCAAAAACAGGUAUGGGUGGUAUGAAGCGAGAUUGUGGUGGAGCAGCAGGAAUAUUGGCAGCCUUUAGCCUGGCCGUUAAAAUGGGUUUCAAGGAGAACCUGCAUGCUGUUUUCUGUCUGGCAGAGAAUGCGGUCGGUCCUAAAGCAUUCAGGCCCGAUGAUAUCCUCACCAUGUAUUCGGGGAGGACUGUUGAAAUCAAUAAUACGGAUGCUGAAGGCCGACUUGUUCUGGCAGAUGGGGUUGUGUAUGCACAAAAAGAUCUUCAAGCUGAUGUCAUUGUAGACAUGGCAACAUUGACUGGUGCUCAGGGAAUUGCUACAGGUAAUUAUAUCUAUCUAGAGUUCUCUUUCUUUGUUGCCAUUGUGCUGAGGGAAUUGUCACAGUUUCUUCAGGAUCGGAGUAAUGCCCAAGUUUCCUGUGCAGGUCUGUUUAUAGGAUCCCACCUGGGCUUUGAUUAUCCGGGGGUCUGGAUCCAUAUUGAUAUGGCUUCACCAGUGUAUGUGGGUGAAAGAGCUACAGGAUACGGAGCAGCACUUCUUCCUGUGGUGUUUGGACAGUUUUCGGAAAGCCCUCUCUUGAAGUCUAUAUCACCCAGUAUCUUUAGCGCACCCAUGGAGGCGGGGGAUACGAACUCCCCCAAGAAACAGCGCCUACAAUAGUCUUUCUUUGAGACCAGUCUUUGUGAUUCUCAUUCGUGUAUUCCUUAGUAAAAUUUUUCUGUGUUUCAUAAAAUGCAAAGUGAUGUGUAGUGACGCAAAUGGAUAUUUUAAUUUUUACCUCCAUGAUGAGGAAACGUUUAGCAAAUUUUAAAAUUGAUAUACAUGUAUAUAUUUUUUGUCUAUGUAUAUAUAUAUAUAUAUAUAUAUAUAUAUAUAUAUAUAUAUAUAUAUAUAUAUAUAUAUAUAUAUAUUAUAUAUAUAUAUAGGUUUUAAAUCAAAAUGAUAUCAUUUUAAAAUAAUGUAUUUGACUGCUUUGCAGUUGGGUUUUGGUUGUACUCUUCUGUCUGUCUGUUUAUUUUGAAAUGUUCUUGUCAGAUUCUCUGAAUUUAAUUUUCAAGGAAUUAUUUUAUAUUUAGUAAUACACUUUAUAAUCAAAUCAAGCUGAUCUAAUGUUGAAUAAUGGGUUCUUCGAAUUGUAAGCAGUUCUCAUUUUUAUUAUCCAAGCAGUUCAAAAUAAAUAGCAUCAUAAGAGCCAAUUUCACACAGGAUAUUAAAUAAAUCUGAAAAACAUUUAAUUUGUAUUAUUCUCGUGCUUAUAUAUAUCCACUUAUGGUUCAAGCAUGCUGUCCAGGGCACACACACCUCAGCUCUUUGGGCUGCAUGUCCAGCACGUGGGUUAGUGGUUGGUCAUUUGUGGUUGAUGAAAAAGAACUUUGGUGUAGUGGUUUUAUACCUCUCUACUGAGUUCUAAAUAUUUAAUCUGGUAGGAGUUUAUAUUAUGAUGCAGAGCCAUCAAUUUCUGGCUGGUUUAAAAGACAUUGUUACAACACGGUUAUUUACUGUCACUGUGUCGGUUAUUUACUGUCAUAGUGUCGAUUAUUUUCUGUCGCUGUGUCCGUUAUUUACUGUCGCUGUGUCGGUUAUUUACUGUCGCUGUGUCGGUUAUUUACUGUCGCUGUGUCGGUUAUUUACUGUCGCUGUGUCGGUUAUUUUCUGUCGCUGUGUCGGUUAUUUACUGUCACUGUGUCGGUUAUUUACUGUCACUGUGUCGGUUAUUUACUGUCACUGUAUCGGUUAUUUACUGUCAAUGUGUUGGUUAUUUACUGUCACUGUGUCGGUUAUUUACUGUCACUGUAUUGACAAUGUCUGAAGGUUCUACUAGUCAUUGUAAAACAUUUUUCUAUUUCCAUACUUAUUCAUCAUUAUUCUACAGUAGCGGAUCCGGGGGGGGGUUGGGGGUGUGUGUGUCCAGGUGGGUCCGGACCUCCCCUUUUUUUGAAAACCAACCAUAACCUUUAAGGGGAAACGUGAUUAUAUUAAUUGUUGUAAGUGCUGUAAGAGGUGCACUGUGUAAAAGGAGAGAUCAGUCAUCACAUUUGGACCCCCCUUCAGAAAUCCUGCAUCCGCGCCUGUUCUGAUAAUCAAAAGCAAAUUUAUUCUGUAUAUUUCUUAACUUUAAUUGUUCUCCUGGUGUAUUCAUUCACUUGGGGAAACAAAACAGUCAGUAGACUCAUUUCAGGGCCAUGGAAACAAGAUGUGAAUCAAAAUGUAUUAAGAGAGCAAGUGUUUAUUUAUCAAUUUUAAAUUAACAUGAAUAUGUGUUUAAAAGUGAUUGGUUAAUGAGGUCACUAACAGUCCGUCCCAGUGAUGUGUCUGGGUCCUGAAUGCUUGGGAUCUGGGUCCCUGCAGGGUCCUGAAAGCUUAGGGUUUGGGUCCCUGUAGGAUCCUCAAAGCUUGGGGCUGAACUUGGGCUGUAUUUUAUUUUAUUUUACAUUAUAUAUAUAUAUAAUGUCAGAUUUCAAAUUAAUAAUCUGUUUACCAUAAUUAUUAUUCUUUGUAUUUUCAGGGGUUUUUAAUUUUAUGUAUUGUACUGAAAUAAAAUAUUUCACACCAUUGGUGUUGAGCUACGUAUUGCAUACAAAUCUGUUGUAUCAUGUUUCUACGGUUACAGUGAUUAUCUAGACCAUAUACUUUAUACAUGUUCCACAGGCCUCACAACAAGUCUAGCUUCGCAUACACCAUUUUUGUUUUAUUCAAACAUUUAAUUUACUACUUCAGAUAAGAUGUUAUAGAUAGUUGUAAUGGAUUACACCAAAUAAUAAAAAAACGUUUUAACUGUAAA
Messenger RNA from Gigantopelta aegis, 3756 nucleotides. Its product is annotated as probable aminopeptidase NPEPL1. The coding region runs from base 171 to 1634 and encodes 487 amino acids. The transcript has 12 exons. Gene Ontology annotation, cellular component: cytoplasm. Gene Ontology annotation, biological process: proteolysis. NCBI's taxonomy places the organism in Eukaryota, Metazoa, Mollusca, Gastropoda, Neomphalida, Peltospiridae. The record is from RefSeq and is a predicted model, not a curated record. Gene Ontology annotation, molecular function: metalloaminopeptidase activity; manganese ion binding.